Messenger RNA from Amblyraja radiata (thorny skate), 2380 nucleotides. Its product is annotated as caspase-8-like. Lineage: Eukaryota; Metazoa; Chordata; Chondrichthyes; Rajiformes; Rajidae. Gene Ontology annotation, molecular function: protein binding; cysteine-type endopeptidase activity. Gene Ontology annotation, biological process: regulation of apoptotic process; proteolysis. The record is from RefSeq and is a predicted model, not a curated record. The coding region runs from base 714 to 2294 and encodes 526 amino acids. The transcript is spliced from 10 exons.
AAUUCAUUAACAUGUGACCUAUGUUGGCCCGGAAGAACGGCUCUGGAACCGAUGUUGCCGGAAAAUCAGCCUUCAAUCUGUAUAUGAAGAGGGACAUUUUGUAGGGUUAUUGAGAACAAAUGUGGGGCGAAUCGUAAAGAUCUUCCUAAGAAUGUUUGUAAUCAGCCAGACGUGAUCCUGUCCACGCUGAACUUCCAUGCACUGUAUGGUCCCAGGGAUUUGUUGGAAGCGAGGACCUUGACAGUUUCCUUGUGCAGCUCAUUGACAUUUUAGGCUGACAUAAAGUGCUGGAGGAACUCAGCAGGACAGGCAACAUCUGCGGGGGGAAAGGGGUCGGGACCUUCUUCACGCUGUUUUUUUGCCCAGGACUCCAGCCGAUACAGUCUCUUGCGUUUCCACCGUGCUAGCGUGAAAUCGAUUUAUUUCCUGGACUAUUACAGGAGCUUAAACUUGGCUCAGUUACUCCCGGAAAAGUGAAACCAACCUAUAGGUAGCUCUUACGUCCAAAUAUUAUACUUACGUCCUUCCUCAAACUCAAGCCAGUACGUGACCAAGAGAUCCCCCUGUUCCGCCCGAGGGUUACAUUAUCCAGUGUGAACAAGAUUUUAGAUUAAUUUCAAAACGAAGACAAUCGCAGAGAGGAUCGCCUCUCGCUGUUCGCUCUGUUCCCGUCCGAAACCUUUCGAGGCAACGCAAAACUCACGAAGGAGAAGAUGGCUACUGACAAAACCUUGACUUUGCUGAAAAUAAGUGGAGAGCUGGAUGAAGAGGAGGUGAAGGACAUGAGAUUCUUAUGCAGUGACCACAUUCCGACAGGCAAACGGGUGGAGAAUGCCCAAGACCUAUUUAAAUUACUGGAGGAACUAAAUCUGGAUAUUUGUAAUGAACUCUUAUAUCAAAUGAAGCGAUAUAAAUUGCUUUCUGAUCUAGAAAUUCAUCAUAUGGAACAGUUCUUGAAACAACCAGGGAAUUGUAAAAUCUCAAAUUACAGAGUUCUGAUUUACAACAUUUCCAAAGGGAUUGAUGAUAAAGAGCUCAAUAGCAUAAUUUAUGUCUUGAAUAUACCCAAGGGAAAAUGCAAAACUCUUAUGAAUUUGAUGGAUCUUUGCACUGAAUUGGAAAAAGAAGGAAAAAUUUCACCGAAUGACCUACAGCUUUUGCUGAAAGCCCUGGAGGGAAUUAAAAGAAGAGAUCUGAUAAAGAAAGUGGAAAUCUAUCUGAAUGAUGCAAUAGUUGUACAUCCACUUCAAGAAAGCAGGAAGCAACAAGGACUUGAAAUGUGUACCCAGGAUACGGACCAAAAGAUCAGAUGCCCUGCUGAGGUUGAUGCCAGGCCAAUUAUUUCAUCAGGAACCAACACUCACCAAGAGGUUCAGCAAACUCCAUCUAUUGUGGAUGACCCAACAGCUGAAAAUACAAAUUUCCAGGGAGAAGAAUGUUCAUCUGCAGAGCAAAUAGACACCUCAACAGCUUCCUCGUCCGAUGUUAUGGCUGGCACUUUGAAAAGUCUUUCCAUCAGUACAAGUUCAAACAAGCCUAUUGAAGAAUACAAAAUGGACAGUACACCACUUGGAAUCUGUUUAAUAUUAAACAACAAAGUGUUUACUGAUACAAAAUACCGGGAAAGAAAUGGCACAGAUCUUGAUGCAGAAAAAUUGAAAAAAGUAUUUGAAGACUUGGGGUUUGAAGUGUACAGGCACAAUAACUCGACUGCGAAAGAAAUAGAGAAUAUAUUGAAACAAUAUCAGAAGUUUGAUCAUACUGCCAUGGAUUGUUUUGUGUGUUGCAUCCUAUCUCAUGGUGAAAAAGAUAUAAUUGUGGGAACUGAUGGCAAACGUCUUCAAAUCAGCGACAUAAGAUUCUGGUUUUCAGGGUCCCAGUGUCCCUCACUGCUGCGAAAACCCAAGAUUUUCUUCAUUCAAGCUUGUCAAGGUACAAGAAAACAAAAAGCCUGCUUCAUCACUGAUAGCGACUCUGACCUCGAAACAGAUGCAUCAGUCCCUGAGGACAGGGAUUUUUUGCUUGCAAUAUCUACAGUUCCUGACUGUGUCUCAUAUAGGACACGAAACGGCUCUUGGUUCAUUCAAACUCUGUGUACCUGUUUGGAAGAAUAUUGCUGCAAAAAAUUGGACCUACUUACAAUCCUGACUGAAGUGAAUCGAAGAGUGAGCGAGAGAAAUUUAGAUGACAAGCAAAUCCCAGAGCCACGAUUUACCCUAUCCAAGAAGCUUGUGAUUUUGCCUUCAUCGCUAAGAACAAGUAAACAAGUAGCUGAUUCAACUUCAGUCUCGUGAAAAAACAAAAUCACAUUUUCUAUAAAGCAAACAAACAAUUAAAAAGUUCCAGAAAAUAAAAGAUUGUCAAAGAUUUGUGCAAAGAA